This is a messenger RNA of Acanthopagrus latus (yellowfin seabream), 2809 nucleotides long. It is a transcript of the gene prdm8b, whose product is annotated as PR domain containing 8b. Gene Ontology annotation, cellular component: nucleus. The coding region runs from base 459 to 2168 and encodes 569 amino acids. The transcript has 4 exons. The record is from RefSeq and is a predicted model, not a curated record. NCBI's taxonomy places the organism in Eukaryota, Metazoa, Chordata, Actinopteri, Spariformes, Sparidae. Gene Ontology annotation, biological process: regulation of DNA-templated transcription. Gene Ontology annotation, molecular function: protein binding.
CCGCAAACAAAAAGUGUGUGUCGGUGUGCCAGUCAGUCAGAGCAUCGGGCCCCAUCUGCACGCCUCUCUCUCUCUCUUUCUCUCUCUCUCUCUCUCGCUCUCCCCCCUCUCUCUCUCUCUGUCUCCCUUUAUCCGUGCAGCUCUCUCUACCCCGCCCGGUCACUUCCAGUGUCGGCGAGUAUCUGCAGCAGCAGCAGCAGCAGCAGCAGCACUGUCACUAUCACCAAACACCGGGGGGGAAAUGUACUGACACUACGGACCAGACCGGGAGCGCACCACCAUCUCCAUCACCUCCAUCGCCUCCACCGCAUCCCUCUUUGCUUGUUUUCGGGGCUUUUUUUUUCUUCUUCGUCCUCUUCUUCUUCUUCCCGGGGGUGCACACGGGUUUUGAUUCGCAGCAUCGCUCGCAGAUUCGUUUGUGGAUUAUUAUUCCUCCUCAUCGACCGGAAAAGUGUGAAAUGGAGGAGUCCAGCUCUCAGAAGUUGGUGUGGGAUGGGGACGCCAAAGCGGUCCAGCAGUGUCUGACGGACAUCUUCACCAGCGUCUACACGACGUGUGACAUCCCAGAAAACGCCAUUUUCGGGCCUUGCGUGUUGAGCCACACGUCGCUGUAUGACAGCAUCGCCUUCAUCGCUCUGAAGUCCACCGACAAACGCACAGCACCUUACAUCUUCAGGGUGGACACCUCAGCGGCCAACAGCACCUCAGAGGGUCUGAUGUGGCUGCGGCUCGUCCAGUCCGCCCGGGACAAAGAGGAGCAGAACCUGGAGGCCUACGUGAAGAACGGCCAGCUCUUCUACCGCUCGCUCCGCCGGAUCGAGAAGGACGAGGAGCUGCUGGUCUGGUACGGCAAAGACCUCAUCGACCUGCUGCUGCUCAGCUCCAGCAGAGCCCCUGCCAAGAGCAAAGGUUCGUCCCACCACUCAUGUCCAGACUGCAGUCAGCGCUUCCAGUUCGAGUUCCCGUUCUUGGCCCACCUUCGAUUCCGUUGCACCAAAAGACUGCAGAGCAUCACGGGGGCCGACGAGGAACCCAGCAAAGAGAGCAGCACCGAGCGACCAAACACAACCCCGACCAGGACCAGCCCAAAGCUGGGCCGCUCUGAGGGCUUCAGCAGCUCUCAGGACAGCACCAAACCCUCCACAGACUUUCAUAACCUGGCCAGGGAUCUAGAGAACAACCGCACCAGCCCGCCGAGCGACAAGGAGGCUGAGAUCUGCAGCGAGAGCUCGGGGAAGAGGAAGUUCUCGGACAUAGAGGACAGGGAGUGCCGGGUGCCCAGCCAUCCACAGUCCAAGUCCAAAGAUGAGCUUGCAACAUCUGCGCAGAACUACAGAGGAGUCUACGGCCUGGAGGAGAACCACAGGUCCUUCUCACCGCCGGGCACCGCACAGAUCGGGGAGGGCAAGCGCAGUGCCUUCACCGAGGUCAAGAAGACGCCCCAGAACGUCAAACACCACAGCGGCAACAAAAACCUCCACAGCUCCAACUCGGAGAACAAAGACGGCGGUCGCCCCAGCAGCAAUCCAUCAGAGAAGCACCUCAACAUGAGGCAGGUGCUGUCGGAGACCCAGCCGCCCCAAACAUCACCCAUGGGCAGCGCAUUCACAUCUGUUAACCAAGGUGACGGAAAUGGUGGCGAGAGGAAGAGCGCCUUCAGCCAGCCAUCACGCUCCUCCUUCUCCCAGAUCUCACCGCUGGUGAUGCCACCCAAGCUGCUGGACUGCCACCCAGCGGUGGGUGACACCAUCUCCUCCAGCAGACUCUACCAGGCCGACCACCUUGCCGCCAAACUACAGGGCGCAGAACUGGGCGCCAACUGCCCCGUGCCGGGUGGCAUGGCUAAGCAGAACCCCUUCGUCUACGCCACGGCCUUCUGGCCCAAGAAUUCCGGGCCUAUUCAGCUUCAGAUGCCCUCGGCGCUCACCCUCCUGCCACCCUCCUUCACCUCCCUGUGCCUGCCGGCCCAAAACUGGUGCGCCAAGUGCAACGCUUCCUUCCGCAUGACCUCGGACUUGGUUUACCACAUGCGAUCCCACCACAAAAAGGAGUACGCCAUGGAGCCUCUGGUCAAGCGGCGGCGCGAAGAGAAACUCAAGUGCCCCAUUUGCAACGAGUCCUUUCGGGAGCGGCAUCACCUGUCACGCCAUAUGACCUCCCAUAACUGACUUUUAGAAAAAGGAGGGACUUUUUUAAACAAGGAGGGACUGUGACCCUGCCUGGAUUUAAGCAGUUCGAGAUAGGCCACUUAAAAACACACAAACACCCUCUUGCACUUGUUUUCACUUUGGACUAUGAUCUUCGAAUUCCUUUUCGGUCUGUUUACUUUUGCUCCCCUGUACAAAAUGUCAUGUUUUGGGUGUAUGCAAAUGCGUUUCGACUUCAAAAUGAAUCUAUUUAUGGAGCACUUAAAGGUUUGAGAAUAAGGGAAGAUUUAAAUAUGUGUAAAUGUACAGUAAGUUGUAUUUUAUAUCAUAUAAAUGCAAAUAUAGAGAAGAAAUACAAAUGUAGUCACACGUCAUGGUUUACAGCGCAGCAAGUUUUUUCAUGUCUACGAUGAAUAUGGACACAAAUUGGGGAUAUUAUGUCAGACUAUAUUUCAGAGUGCAUGUGAUAUUAAAAUAAUAUUGAUUUAAGAUGCAGUCUAUACAUUACGAUGUAAAUAAUUUGUUUUAUUUGAAAUACAAAGUGUAAUAUUUUGUGUCAGUGGGGAAUAGUUUCAGUGUUUCUUCCUUUUGCGGAAAUUUACUACUUGAUAGUUUAUCUAAUCAUGUUGAAUGCAUUGACAAUAAAAUAGCUUUAUUUUCAA